AUGAACAAACAGCGAAUUGGUUUUCAUUGGUUUUUUAUAAUUUGUACGAUACCGAUAGACUUAUUCAGCAUAUGGAUGAGUAGUUCAUUCGGUCUUCGAUUUGAUAUUCUCAUCGUAGCUUGGACAAACAGCAUCGGUACUACCAUGCGUCUAAUUAGUUCAUUUUUGCCACUGCAAAUCCGUUUCCCAGUUGGGAUUUUUGGACAGGCAGUGACUGCUUGUGCAUGUAGUAUUUUGGAAAUUUUGUUACAUUUUCAUGCAGAUCAAAUUUUCUUUAGUGUUGUAGCAAUAUUUUAA
Molecule: messenger RNA, 297 nt
Organism: Brugia pahangi
Lineage: Eukaryota; Metazoa; Nematoda; Chromadorea; Rhabditida; Onchocercidae
Source: the annotation of a GenBank genome assembly